UUCAAAUGUAUUUUCAUCGCGCAGCCAUCAGCAUCCCUUUUUGCCCUUUCAUGGAUGAAAUCCAGAUGGAACUUCAGCGCUCAACUCCCUUCAUGGCUGGAUUCUCUGAAUAUACCCUUCACCAUGAAGGCACCAACUUUUCAAAACCCAUUUCUUACAACCUCAAAAUCUGUCCUCAACCAUACAGAGUUGAGCUCUCUUCUCUCGGUUUGCGGCAGAGAUGGAAAUCUUAAUCUCGGUUCUUCCAUCCAUGCCCGUAUCAUCAAGCAACCUCCAUUUUACGAUUCUGAUAGCUCCCUCCGCAAUGCCCUUUUUGUUUGGAACUCUCUCCUUUCUGUGUAUACGAAAUGCGGUCAACUGCAGGAUGCCGUUAAGUUGUUUGAUCACAUGCCUGUGAAAGAUACCGUGUCAUGGAAUACAAUGAUUUCUGGGUUUUUAAGGAACAGGGAUCUUGACACGGGUUUUAGGUUGUUUAAGCAAACGAGUGAGUCAAGGACAGUGUGUUGUCGAUUUGACAAAGCAACACUGAGUACAAUGUUGUCAGCUUGUGAUGGACUGGAGUUCUCUGGUGCGACCAAAAUGGUCCAUGGUUUGGUUUUUGUUGGUGGGUUUGAGAGGGAAGUCACGGUGGGGAAUGCACUUAUAACAUCAUAUUUUAAAUGUGGGUGUUUUAGCGAAGGUAAGCAGGUUUUUUAUGAGAUGCUUGAGAGGAAUGUUAUAACAUGGACGGCAGUGAUAUCUGGCCUCGCAAAAAGUGAAUUUUAUGAGGAUGGCUUGAGAUUGUUCAAUCAAAUGCGUUGCGGGCCAGUCAGUCCUAACUCUUUGACAUAUUUGAGUGCGCUCAUGGCUUGUUCAGGCUUACAAGCAUUAUCGGAUGGCCGUAAAAUACAUGGUAUGCUAUGGAAAUUGGGAAUGCAGUCGGAUUUAUGCAUUGAAAGUGCUUUGAUGGAUUUGUAUUCUAAGUGUGGCAGUUUGGAAGCAGCAUGGCAGAUUUUUGAGUUUGCCGAGGAACUUGACGAGGUUUCCUUGACUGUAAUACUUGUAGCUUUCACGCAAAAUGGACUUGAGGAGGAAGCUAUCCAGAUAUUUAUGAGAAUGGUGAAAUUGGGAAUUGAAGUUGACCCCAACAUGGUUUCUGCCAUUCUCGGGGUAUUUGUUCUAGGUACUUCUUUGACUUUCGGUAAGCAGAUUCACUCUUUAAUUAUAAAGAAGAACUUCAGUCAAAAUCUGUUUGUUAGUAACGGACUCAUAAACAUGUACUCCAAGUGUGGAGAUUUGUACGACUCACUGCAAGUCUUUCGUGAGAUGACUCAAAAGAAUUCGGUUUCAUGGAACUCUGUGAUUGCAGCUUAUGCUCGCUAUGGGGAUGGUUUCAGAGCGCUUCAAUUUUACGAUGCUAUGAGAGUGGACGGAAUAGCACCAACAGAUGUUACAUUUUUGUCAUUGCUUCAUGCAUGCAGUCAUGCAGGUUUAGUUGAGAAGGGCAUGGAGUUUCUGGAAUCUAUGACUAAAGAUCAUGGGUUAAGUCCACGGUCCGAACAUUAUGCCUGUGUUGUUGACAUGUUGGGGAGGGCUGGACUUCUUAAGGAAGCUAAAAGAUUUAUUGAGGGAUUGCCUGAGAAUCCUGGUGUCCUGGUUUGGCAAGCAUUGCUUGGUGCUUGUGGCAUACAUGGUGAUUCUGAAAUGGGUAAAUAUGCUGCUGAUCAACUAUUCUUGGCUACACCAGAUAGCCCAGCUCCUUACGUGUUGAUGGCCAACAUUUAUUCUAGUGAAGGGAAAUGGAAAGAGAGAGCACGUGCCAUUAAGAGAAUGAAAGAGAUGGGCGUAGCAAAAGAAGUGGGUAUUAGUUGGAUUGAAAUCGAAAAGAAAGUAAAUAGCUUCGUAGCAGGGGAUAAAAUGCAUCCACAAGCUGAUGUUAUAUUCUGCCUCUUGUCCGUGUUAUUGGAACACCUAAAAGAUGAAGGUUAUGUUCCUGAUAAAAGGUGUAUUCUCUAUUACUUGGAUCAGGAUAAAAUGGAUUAGUCAGCAAAUAUACUAAUGGUUCAUUUGCCAGUGAGGACCCUAUUGAGUUUAGUCAGAAAACUAGCCAUCCUAGAGCUUUGUUUGAAUUUUUGUGGAUCAGGGAUGUCAUGUUUGAGGUUGCAAUUCACUGUUUAAUUAAUUUAU
Messenger RNA from Vigna umbellata (rice bean), 2166 nucleotides. RefSeq names its product Tetratricopeptide repeat (TPR)-like superfamily protein. Gene Ontology annotation, biological process: RNA modification. Lineage: Eukaryota; Viridiplantae; Streptophyta; Magnoliopsida; Fabales; Fabaceae. Gene Ontology annotation, molecular function: protein binding; RNA binding. The record is from RefSeq and is a predicted model, not a curated record.